AUGCACGCAAUCAGUGUACGCACGGAACAGCUGGUGACGAUGAAUGGGGGGGCGGGGGUAGCAGAGCGGCCCCAGCGCAAGAAAAAAAACGAUUUUUUGUCGCUUCGAGAAAUGAAGCUUGCAAUACUGAAGCUCAAGCUAAAGGAUGUCCUGAAGUCACAGCGGUACUGUUUCCCUCCCUCCAGCACUGCUGUCCCUUUACGGCUGUUCACAGCCACUCUUGUCUCUGAAAACGCAGUCCCAAUAGACUUGAUUUUGUUAUCUUCUCAAUCUUUGUAUCCGCGUAGGCGACUAAAUGGCAGAAACAAAGCUAGAUCCCAUAAGAAGAGUAAUUCACUGCAACUCCACCGAGAACAGUUUUUGGCCUUCUCUCGCGUCCACUGCUUUGUUUUAUAUGAGCAGUCGGCCUCUACCAUCUCUUUCUGGAUUGUCUUGCCAAAACCACACAAAUAG
Molecule: messenger RNA, 453 nt
Organism: Toxoplasma gondii ME49
Lineage: Eukaryota; Apicomplexa; Conoidasida; Eucoccidiorida; Sarcocystidae
Exons: 1
Coding region: 1-453 (150 amino acids)
Source: RefSeq, a predicted model, not a curated record